CACAUAAUUGUCAUUUGGUUCGAGUUAUCGGGUAUGGUGAUCUGGAGAAGAUAUUCAUGCUCACCCUGCCACCAAACAAAUUCUUCCCCUCUCUGAGUGGCAAGACACUCGUCCUUGCUCUUAUCACACCAUGGAAUACCAAAGGAAAGGAUGCUGCAAAUGAGAAUACUUACUUGUUGUCCCACCAUGCAACAAUUGUCACCGACGUGCGAAGCUUAAAGGCUGUGGUGGGCCUGGUCCCUGUAGGUAAGUGGUGGGGUAUCAUUGAUUGAAUGUCAGCAGCGUCCGCACGAGGUUUUGCGGAUAUGGGGACAUGGGAGGGCACCCCAGAGGAGAACGAGAGUGAGAUGGAAGAUGUAGACGAGCUUUUUUACACUUGACACUGUUUUUCAAUGCUACGACACUGAUUUUCUUGACUGAUGUUGAAAAUCACAUAUGCAAUUUACACUGACACUUAAAAUCAUUGUCAGACCGAUGACACUGAAAAGAUGCGUCCAUGACUUCAG
Pisolithus orientalis is the source of this 506-nucleotide messenger RNA. RefSeq lists its product as uncharacterized. The record is from RefSeq and is a predicted model, not a curated record. The annotation marks the transcript as partial. The transcript has a single exon. Lineage: Eukaryota; Fungi; Basidiomycota; Agaricomycetes; Boletales; Pisolithaceae.